Molecule: messenger RNA, 5856 nt
Organism: Lepisosteus oculatus (spotted gar)
Lineage: Eukaryota; Metazoa; Chordata; Actinopteri; Semionotiformes; Lepisosteidae
Gene: adam22
Product: ADAM metallopeptidase domain 22
Biological process (GO): proteolysis
Cellular component (GO): postsynaptic density membrane
Molecular function (GO): metalloendopeptidase activity
Source: RefSeq, a predicted model, not a curated record
UUCUGCAGUGAGCUGGAUAUUGGUGUUUUUUAAGGAGGUGGCUCUGUGUUUCGCUGAGGCUGAAAAGCGUUCAAAUGCACUUGGCGUUUUAACCAGCAUCCCAAUGCAGAGGCUGCAAUGAACAUCCUAAUGGCAACCAGCAAGAGGGAAUGCGCUAUUAACCAGACAACCAGAGAGCGGUCGCGGAUGUGUUUUGCUCAGAUUUUGCUUUAAAACAAAGGAAAACCCCGAAAUCUUUUUUUGGAUUAUCGUCUGAAGAAAGUCGUAUUAUGAUGUUUCCUCACUGUAGGAUUUAUUUUCUGUUCAUCUGUGGAGCAAUGUACCUUGUCCAUUCCAGCAAUCCCACCAGACGAAUAGGAGAUGCCUUAUUAAAUGGGAAGGCUGGUCGGAAUGAUAGCAGGUUCCUCGUAAAGGAGAAUACCGUACCGCUCCGAUUAAUUUACCGCAUGAACAACGACAGCCAAGCCACUCACCACGUACUGAAUACCAGGAUAAAAACAAGUUCAGACAUUAAACAGUCAACACAUGUGGCACAAGCAAGCUUCCAGGUGGACGCUUUUGGGUCAACAUUCAUCUUAGAUGUGGAACUGAACCAUGAUCUUCUGUCUUCAAACUAUGUUGAACGGCAUAUUUCAGAAGGAGGAAAGGCUGUAAUUUCCAAGGGUGGAGAGCACUGCUACUACCAAGGCAAAAUCCGCGACAUCCCACAGUCCUUUGUGGCCCUAUCCACCUGUCAUGGCAUGCAUGGGAUGUUCUUUGAUGGAAACCACACGUACAUGAUCGAGCCAGGAGAGAACAACGACUCAGCUGAUGACUUGCAUAUGAUUUACAAAUCGGUGGGGCUGGAGGCACCAGUUGAUUAUUACUCCUCAGACGAUCCAAAUUAUGACAGCCAGCCAACCUCUCCCACCAGGACAGUUCACCGGAGGAAGAAGAGGCAGGUUUCUCGAAGUUCGCGCCGGGUGGAGGACGAGACAAAAUAUAUAGAGUUAAUGAUUAUAAACGACCAUCUGAUGUAUAAAAAACACCGUCUGUCUGUUGGUCAGACCAAUAACUACGCCAAAUCAGUGGUGAAUAUGGUCGAUAUACUAUUCAAAGACCAGCUCAACACAAGGAUUGUUUUAGUAGCAAUGGAAACCUGGGCAACGGACAACAAGUUCAACAUUGACGUCAACCCCUUGAUCACGCUGCGGGAGUUCAUGAAGUACAGAAAGGACUUCAUCAAGGAAAAGUGCGACUCUGUGCAUCUGUUCUCAGGGAGCCAUUUCCACAACAGUCAAGACGGAGCCUCCUACCUGGGAGGUGUCUGCUCUUUAACUAAAGGUGGAGGAGUCAAUGAGUACGGGAAAGCGGACAUGAUGGCGAUCACACUCGCGCAGUCAUUGGGACAGAACAUCGGCAUCUUCUCAGACAAGAAAAAAAUGAUCAACGGGGAGUGCAGGUGUGAUGAUAAGUGGUACGGAUGCGUAAUGGAAGACGCCGGCUAUUACCUUCCAAAAAGAUUCUCACAGUGCAACAUUGAAGAGUACCACAAUUUCCUAAACAAUGGGGGAGGUGCUUGUCUGUUCAACAAACCCACAAAGCUUUUAGACCCCCCGGAAUGUGGCAAUGGAUUCGUUGAGCCUGGAGAGGAGUGUGACUGUGGUACGCCUGCUGAAUGCAAGAAGGAAGGUGAGAACUGCUGUAAAAAGUGUACGCUCACUCAAGGCUCCAACUGCAGCGAUGGUCUCUGCUGUAAGAACUGCCAGUUGGAGUACAUGGGUGUUGUCUGCCGAGAGGCUGUGAAUGACUGUGACAUUCCAGAGAACUGCACUGGCAACUCAAGUCAGUGUCCACCAAAUGUUCAUAAGAUGGAUGGCUAUACUUGUGAAAAGGACCAGGGUCGUUGCUUCAAUGGAAGGUGUAAAACGAAAGACAGACAAUGCAAAUACAUUUGGGGAGAGAAAGCAACUUCUGCAGACAAGUUUUGCUAUGAGAAACUCAACAUUGAGGGGACUGAAAAGGGAAACUGUGGGAAGGAUAAAGACACUUGGAUUCAGUGCAACAAGCAAGACGUGCAUUGCGGGUAUCUACUGUGCUCCAAUAUCUCUCCUGCACCCAGACUAGGAGAGCUGCAAGGUGGUUUGACUUCCUACACAGUGGUUCAGCAAAGUGCUGCCUUAGACUGCAGUGGUGGCCAUGUGAUAAUUGACGGAGAUACGGAUCUGGGCUACGUGGAGGAUGGGACUGCCUGUGGCACCGACAGGCUCUGCUUAAGCCACAGGUGUCUCCCGGUGCAGGAAUUCAAUUUCAGCACUUGCCCCGGCACCACUGAUAAGAAAAUCUGCUCAGGGCACGGGGUGUGCAGUAAUGAGUUGAAGUGUGUGUGUUACUUAGGCUGGACAGGGGAGGCUUGUGACAUUGUUUUUCCUCUGAGCUCCUUAAUUGCCGGACCCACAAUCCCUGUCAACGGUGUCAUUAGCACCAAUAUCAUCAUUGGUGCCAUUGCUGGUACCAUUCUUGUGCUGGCUCUGAUUUUAGGAAUUACCGCAUGGGGCUAUAAAAAUUAUCGCCAACGAAGAGAAAUGCCACCGGGAGACUAUGUUAAAAAGCCAGGGGAUGCCGACUCCUUCUAUAGUGACAUGCCUCCUGGAGUCAGUACAAACUCUGCAACUAGCUCUAAGAAGAGGUCUGCUUAUCUGUCGCAUUUUCAGAUAUGUUCCUUCACUCCAUCCAUCCCAUCCAUUAGUCAGAACAUUUCAUUGUUUGGCAUCAGAUCAAAUGGAUUGUCCCAUUCAUGGAGUGAGCGAAUACCAGAUGCUAAACAUAUUUCUGACAUCUGUGAAAAUGGACGCCCUAGAAGUAACUCAUGGCAAGGGAACCUGGGAGGUAACCGGAAAAAACUCAAAGGAAAAAAAUUCCGACCACGUUCAAACUCAACAGAGACACUGUCUCCUGCCAAAUCCCCUACUUCAUCCACUGGCUCCAUUGCGUCUAGUAGGAAGUAUCCCUACCCCAUGCCACCUCUCCCAGAUGAAGAAAGGAAGGCCAACAGGCAGAGUGCCAGGCUAUGGGAGACGUCAAUAUAAAGAUCCUGUUUGCUCAGCAACUGCUCAAGAACUCCGUUUUCUUCCGCUUUUGUAUGAGAGAAAAAUUUCCCGACUGCUCUGUGGACACCUGAGACUGGGGGAGGCGGCAGUGCAUGUGUUUGAGAGCUGACCGAACGUGACAAUGCUCUGAGCCUGUAAGAGCACAAUUUCAGCACCAGACUGCAUAAUCCUAUCCUAGAGGAAACGGGACACUCACACUGUCAGUGUCUAAAACAAGCAUGGUGGCAGAAACACUACUAAAAAGGAAACCUUUUUAAUAUCCCUGCCUCCUGCCUCCCCUUUGCUAUCUUCCCAUGUUCAGUACAAAUGUUCUCUUUCAGUUGGUGCUUUGACACAAUUUGAAACAGGUCAUUAUGAGCAGGAUUUAUUUAAUGCUUUGAAGCACGUAGUCACAUGUAAAAAUAAACACUGUAUGCAUGAAAACGCUGUUUAUCGAUUCCUGUAGUGUUUAAAGAGAACACAUUAGAGGAUAGCAUGUGGAAGAUGAAAGUUACUGUAAGAUUUUGAACUUCAUUUAUAUUUAAUCUACUUGAUCAGUGUUCUCAUUUUAGCUGGUUGUAGAGCAGAUGCAAUCUCCAUCCUGUUCUUUGCUUGUCUGGAUUAUUUUGGUAUUGGUAUUGGAUUGUAAAAAUGUAUAGAUUGGAAAUCAAAUAUUAAGAACUUUUUUAAGGGAUCUUUACAAAACCUUUAUUUUUUUCUGUUUUUUUUGUGAGUGAUUUAUAACCCAUUUACUGAGCUGGGCAGUGAAGACCCCUUUUUGCCAUAUCAAAAAUGAAAUUUGGGAAUUGUUUUUUAACACUUAGAGUCCAAAAGUGGCACCUGUCUUCUUUUUUUUUUGACAGUGAUGUCUUUGACAGCCAGUUGAGAAUCCUCUGGAAAAUAUAAAAAAAAAAUAGUUUUUAGUCUAUUGGGUAGGUACAUGUUCUUAAAACCUAUUGGUUGAAAGCUUAUGGCACAUAUAUACACAUCAAUAACUAGAUGACCUAUUGAUUCACCUACCCCAGCUAUAGGACAAGUUGCAGCUCUUCAGAUAAAAUGAUUAAUGAUUCACAAGGUGAUCUUAGAAGUUUCUAGGUGGAUUCUAGUUUUUAGAGUAUCCACAUUUGUGGAUAUUCUGCUUCAGGUGGUAACAGGCUUCAAAAAGGCACUUAAACUGACUUUAUAACCACAUAGAGAUCAAAGAUUCAGGAAUGCAUUUGAUCGGAUAUUUAACAAGCUCCAUAAUACAUUUAUCCCUUUGUAAAACUCUGAAUGUUAAGCCUGAAGUAGAUGAGAGUAAUGCUUAAUCUGUAAGAAAACUUAGUCAACCCUGAAGUGAAGAUUAUAGAAUAAAAUCUGGUAUUUAGAUUAAAUUAGACAAUGGAGUCUGCUCACUACAAUUUUUAAAUAUGUAAAUUAUACUGUCUUUAGUUUAGUUUCCAUUGAGUGUUUGGAUAAAGAAACUUUUGAAAUGGAACAUUUUUAAAUAUUUUUCUUAAAUUUCUUGACAUUCAGUACAAGUUAUUCUUAUUUCUUGAAUACCGACUAGGGUCCUGUGGAAAAAUCACAGUUUAUAUUUUUUUCAUUUUUCUGUACAAGUUGUAAUUUGAGGACUUGAGUUGUCAGGCACAACAAAUUCAUGUCCUGCAUUUGGAGUCACAACAUUCUUUAGUUCCAACAGUCUAACCUAAUUAAAGAAUUGACAUGAAAAUAAUGUGUCCAUCGCAUUACAGAAUCAGAUGAGAAUCUUGUCUGGGAUUCAAACGGUUCUAAUGUUUGUCAGUCCAUAGCCCAAAAUAUUUGAGAAUUUUUUGCAAUCUUACAGUGCUAAGACAAGGGGAAAAUGUUAUUGCAAUAGACAAAAAAAAUCACUUAGUGCUUUUUAUGUUCAUCCUUUUAAACAGAAAUGUGAAAAGAAUAUUUCCAUCUGUAGAUAUUCACAAUGUUAACGCACUCAGCUCUUACCUUUUUAUUUCAGUGUGGGCGCCAAUAAUGAGCUACAUACAGUCUAUAUGCUGUAUGCUCUAUAGGCUUUCAGCAUGGGUCCUCUUCACUUCCUGUUAUUGAAGCUGCAUCAUGUUUAUUGCUCUUUCAAUAUAAAAAGCAUACUGUAGUAAUAUAGGAAACAAAGAGAUAGCACUUCCUUAGAAUACUGAAUAUUAACAGCACCACAAUAUUGGAUUUGUAUCAUAUCAGUGCUUUUAUUUGAAAUAUAAAAGCUUUCCAUUUGCUUAUUGGAUACAGCUGUAAUUGCAAUUGCAAAUGUAUCUGGUUUAUCUACUGAAACACGACAGGGUAACACUGCUCUGUAGAUCACUGUGUGUUUACAGGUGCAGACGCUCAUGUGACAUUCAAGGAAUGGUUCUUUACUGCACUCAAAAGUCUCUCCUGAUUGCCAGACCAGGAACACUGGCUUUCCAUGCCUCAACGUCUGCCUCUUUUUAUGCAAGUGACUGCCUUCCAUAAGGACUUCUUGACCAGUGGCAAGGAAAUUGACCUACAGUAUCUUCCUUGAAUGUAUUCGACUCAAUGAUUCUGUCCACCAGACUACAAACUGUUCUCCUGGAAGCCACUGGAUUAACACUAGCAUUCUUAACCUGCUAAUAUCUGCUGACCUGCAUUACCAGUUCUGUUUAGGUGCACAGUUUUCAAAUAAUAUUCUUAUGAUACAGCAUUUUUUUUCUGUAUUGUAUAUAGACCAACAAUGUAAAUCAAUGCUCAUAUUUUUUUCCUACAAUAUUAAUAUCAUUCAGUAUUGUAAUAUAUUUAAUAAAACAUGAAACUUUCA